Molecule: messenger RNA, 2156 nt
Organism: Larimichthys crocea (large yellow croaker)
Lineage: Eukaryota; Metazoa; Chordata; Actinopteri; Sciaenidae
Product: protocadherin gamma-A11-like
Exons: 2
Coding region: 336-2156 (606 amino acids)
Biological process (GO): homophilic cell-cell adhesion
Cellular component (GO): plasma membrane
Molecular function (GO): calcium ion binding
Source: RefSeq, a predicted model, not a curated record
AAUGCCAUUAUAAUCACCAAAUAAUGACUGAGUAACAGAACGUUUUCACUUGAUUAUAGCAGUGAAGUUGUUACUUGUUUCAUUUUGCAGUGCUAUAACUGACUCUAACUCUUGGUGUCACUGUCCACCAAGCGAGGCCGAACAUGUUCACUGCUUCAUCCAAUCUUCACCACCAUUGCAAAGCGUUAUUGUGGUGCGGUGUGUCUGUCGGUUAAGGACUAUACAAAAAGCCUACAUUGUGAUGAUAUUCGGAUUCAUUAAUUACAACGAGGAAUACAACCGUUUUUGAUCAUCUGGAAAGAAUUUCCAAGGAAAGGAUUUAUGUUUGAUCGAUUAUGGGGAAUACAGUGAACAGAAGAUUUUCUCUGUAUCGCCUUUGUGUUUUUUUCUUUUUCAUCGGCCUGCGUUUCGUGUUUGGAGAUGUGAGCUACUCUGUUGCGGAGGAGAUGAAACGCGGGUCUGUGAUUGGAAAUAUAGGCAAAGAUCUCGGCCUCGGAAUCGCCACACUUUCCUCGCGUAAAGCUCGAAUUGACACAGACGGGAAUGACAAGCGGUAUUCUGAUAUUAAUCUAAGCACCGGAGAUUUGAUUGUUACUGAGAGGAUCGACAGGGAAAGUCUUUGUGGUAAGAAGGCGACCUGCAUUUUAAAAGAGGAACUUGUUUUGGAAAAUCCUUUAGAGCUCCAUCGUAUCAGCAUUCAUGUGCAAGAUAUAAACGACAACGCCCCACUGUUUAGUGAAGACUUGAUUUCAUUUGAAAUAACAGAAUCAGCAGACAAAGGAGCUAGAUUCUUACUCACAGAUGCCCAUGAUGCAGAUGUUGGUACAAAUACUGUUCAACGUUACAGUUUACAGAAUAAUGAGCAUUUCACCAUUAAUGUGGCUACAGAGGGCAGCGGACGGAAACACUCCGAAUUGGUUUUGGUAAAAGAGUUGGACCGAGAGCACGAGAACGAACUGAAAUUACUGCUCACAGCUCUAGAUGGUGGUUCUCCACAGAGAUCAGGUACUGCGAUCAUUCACGUCACUGUGCUGGAUGCUAAUGAUAACGCCCCAGUGUUUAGUCAGGCCGUUUACAAAACCAGCCUGCCUGAAAACUCUCCUGUAGAUACACCAGUUGUUACAGUGAGCGCUACUGAUGCAGACACUGGAGCCAAUGGCGAUAUUACCUACAGUUUUGAUCAUACAUCUGACGAUCAUGUCUCUUUGUUCUCACUUGAUCAUAAGACAGGAGAGAUUCGAGUUAUCGGUUCUAUCGAUUAUGAGAGUGAGCGAUCAAUCGAAAUGCGAAUAAGAGCAAAAGACGGACCAGGUCUGACCUCCUUUUGCACAGUACUUUUAGAUGUAACAGAUGUCAAUGACAACCCACCUGCUAUCAGUUUAAAAUCACUGACUAAUCCCAUACCUGAAAACGUGUCACCUGGUACAGAGGUGGGCAUCAUUAACGUGCAGGAUAGAGACUCCGAGAAUAACCGACAGGUCCGCUGCUCCAUUCAGGAAAACGUCCCUUUUAAGUUGGUUCCUUCUAUUAAAAACUAUUAUUCUCUAGUGACCACAGGACAACUGGACCGUGAACUAGUGUCUGAUUACAACAUUACAAUCAGUGCCACUGACGAGGGCUCUCCACCUCUGUCCUCUUCUAAAACUGUUCAGUUAUCUGUAGCAGACAUCAACGACAACCCACCUGUGUUUGAGGAACAGUCCUACAGCGCAUAUGUGACUGAAAAUAACAAACCUGGCUCCACUUUAUGUUCCGUUACUGCUCGAGACCCCGACUGGAGACAAAACGGUACAGUGAUUUAUUCUCUGUUAGCCGGUGAGGUGAACGGUGCCCCGGUGUCCUCCUAUCUAUCUGUUAACGGAGACACGGGGGUGAUCCACGCUGUGAGGUCGUUUGAUUUUGAACAGUUCAGGAGUUUUAAAGUGCACGUGAUGGCCAGAGACAACGGUUCUCCUCCGCUCAGCAGCAACGUGACCGUCAGUGUCUUCAUAUCGGAUGUGAAUGACAACUCUCCUCAGAUACUGUACCCCGCCCCGGAGGGCAACUCGUUCAUGACCGAGCUGGUCCCCAAAGCUGCACACGGAGGCUCUCUGGUGUCCAAAGUGAUGCGGUGGACGCGGACUCCGGACAGAACGCCUGGCUGUCCUAUCAUAUAG